AUGCCAGACAAAUACUCCAUUAUUCUUCCCACUUAUAAUGAAAGAAAGAACUUACCUAUUUUGGUAUACUUAAUUGACAAGACAUUCAAACAACAUCCUGAAUACGAUUGGGAAGUGAUUAUUGUUGAUGAUGCUUCACCAGACGGUACCCAAGAAGUGGCCAAGGAAUUGAUUAAAAUAUUUGGCUCUGAUCACAUUCAAUUGAAACCUAGAGCAGGAAAGUUAGGAUUAGGCACUGCUUAUAUUCAUGGGUUACAAUUUGUUACUGGGAACUUUGUUAUUAUUAUGGAUGCUGAUUUCUCUCAUCAUCCUGAAGCCAUUCCACAAUUCUGUAAGCUACAAAAGGAAGGUGACUAUGAUAUAGUCACAGGUACCAGAUAUGCUGGCGACGGCGGAGUCUAUGGAUGGGAUUUGAAGAGAAAAUUGGUCAGUAGAGGUGCAAACUUUUUAGCCUCUACAUUAUUAAGACCUAAUGUUUCUGAUUUGACUGGUUCUUUCCGAUUGUACAAGAAAAACGUUUUAGCAAAGAUUAUUCUGGAAACAAAAUCUAAGGGGUACGUUUUCCAAAUGGAAAUGAUGGUAAGAGCCAGGGCUUUAGGGUUCACUAUUGCUGAACAACCAAUUGCUUUUGUUGAUAGAGUCUAUGGAGAAUCCAAAUUAGGUGGAGAUGAAAUUGUUGGAUAUUUGAAGGGUGUUUGGAACUUAUUUAUUUCAGUGUAA
Messenger RNA from Lizanozyma spartinae, 720 nucleotides. It is a transcript of the gene DPM1, whose product is annotated as dolichyl-phosphate beta-D-mannosyltransferase. NCBI's taxonomy places the organism in Eukaryota, Fungi, Ascomycota, Pichiomycetes, Serinales, Debaryomycetaceae. The transcript has a single exon. The coding region runs from base 1 to 720 and encodes 239 amino acids. Gene Ontology annotation, biological process: protein O-linked glycosylation via mannose; GPI anchor biosynthetic process. Gene Ontology annotation, molecular function: dolichyl-phosphate beta-D-mannosyltransferase activity. Gene Ontology annotation, cellular component: endoplasmic reticulum membrane. The record is from RefSeq and is a predicted model, not a curated record.